AAUCCACCACUACCACCAAGAGAAAGAACCAUGAACAAGCUAGAUGAACAAAAAAUGAGAGUGAGCGAGCCACCCACGUAAAAAGCGCUCCCAUAAUCCUACUAACCCACCAAAAAGUGUAAAAAAAACACUUUAACAACCACCUAACACCAAAAUGUGCUGCCAAGAAGAGACACGAUUGGCUGAGUGGCAAGGGUUAACGGUGGAGGAAUGACGACAAGGAAAAGCAACGGAGGAAGAAGGGGGCAUAAAAGUCUAGGUCUGAGACAAGCUCCGAAAAUCUAGAAAUUAAGCUGAUGUAGUGUUCACUUCAAUCUUAAACUUUGGCCAAAAAUUACUUAACAUGUACAUGUACGGAUGUAGCGUUCACUUCAAUCUUUUGAUAUAACGGUGGUUUGGUUCUUUCCCGCGCUUUACGGUUGCUGCUCCAAUGUUAAUGCUCAGGUUCAAAGUCCAAGCACUCCCAUCGGCUCAGCUGAGCAACCGCAUCUUCCACCGUCCAUUUCAAUCCUCUCCCGAUUUCUACACAAAUCUGUUCGAAAUCUACGCUCGUGACCGACAGUUGCACUCUGCAAGAGCACUCCACGCCCAUUUGAUCACCAAUGGGUUGGCCAGUUUGACCCGUUUUGCCUCCAAGCUCAUAGCUUUGUAUGUUUCUUGUGGCCAAACAGUCCAUGCCCGCAAACUGUUCGACAAAAUUCCCCAGACGAAUAUCCGCCGCUGGUUUGCUCUCAUCGGAGCCUGUGCUCGUUGUGGGUUUUAUCAGCAGGCAAUGGGUGUGUUCUGUGAGAUGCAGAGAGAGGGUUUAAGGCCGAACAAGAUUGUUAUUCCCAGUGUUUUGAAAGCCUGUGGGCACCUCCCGGAUGUUAAAACCGGUGAGAAACUUCACGCUGUGGUGCUCCGGUUCUCAUUUGAAUUUGAUGUUUUCGUUAGUAGUGCUCUCGUUGAUAUGUACUCGAAGAACGGGUGUGUAGAGAAGGCGCAUUGGGUGUUUGAUAUGAUGGUGGAGAAAGAUUUGGUGGCCUUGAAUGCUAUGGUUUCGGGGUUUGCUCAACACGGGUUGGCUAGAGAAGCAUUGUGUUUGGUGGAGAAAAUGCAGCUGGAGGGGAUAAAGCCUAAUUUGAUAACUUGGAACAGUUUGGUUGCUGGGUUUUCGCAGAAGGGUGACGAAGCGAUGGCGUCUAAGCUUUUUAAGAUGAUGCGCGAUAAUGGAAUCGAUCCUGAUGUGGUAUCUUGGACUUCAAUUAUAUCCGGGGGUGUGCAGAAUUUUCAGAACGAUAAGGCUUUUCGAACAUUUAAGCAAAUGUUGGGUCAUGGAUUGUAUCCAACUUCGAAUACAAUUAGUAGCCUCUUGCCUGCAUGUGCGGGUGUGACAAAUGUGAAGUCCGGAAAGGAGAUUCAUGCAUACGCUUUGGUGAUAGGAGUCGAACAAGAUGUGUAUGUUCGGAGUGCUCUUGUUGACAUGUAUGCAAAAUGCGGAUUCAUAUUUGAAGCAAGGGCAUUGUUUUGUAAGAUGUCUGAAAGGAACACGGUAACAUGGAAUUCGAUGAUUUUUGGAUACGCGAAUCAUGGAUAUUGCAACGAAGCAAUUGAGCUUUUCAACCAGAUGAAGCUGGAAGACGAUAAGAAACUCGAUUACCUGACUUUCAUAGCAGUUCUCACAGCUUGCUGUCAUGCUGGAAUGAUUGAACUUGGAGAAAGCUUGUUCAAUCUGAUGCAGGAAGAGUAUGGGAUUGUGCCAAGACUGGAACAUUAUGCAUGCAUGGUUGAUCUUCUAGGUCGAGCAGGGAAACUCACCGAGGCGUAUGAUAUGAUUAAGGCAAUGCCGAUGGAGCCCGAUUUGUUCGUAUGGGGAGCGUUAUUAGGAGCAUGUCGGAAUCAUGGGAAUAUAGAUCUUGCUGAAGUAGCUGCAAAGCAUUUGUCGGAGGUAGAGCCGGAGAGUGCAGGAAACAGUUUGCUACUGUCAAGUCUAUAUGCUGGUUCUGGCAAUUGGGGGAACGUUGCAAGGUUGAAGAAAAUGAUGAAGAGAAACAAGUUGGGGAAACUUCCGGGGUGCAGUUGGAUGGAAACCGCCUGAUACAUGAGGAGGCCUUUGAAGGAAGAUUUUGAAGAAAUUCCAAGGCAAGUCAUCGAAAUUAAAACCGCCGGAGGUCGUUUUAAGGAUUCAUCCGGGAAUUGGAUUGCAGGCUUCACUUCUAAUCUUGGCAUAAGAGAAGUUAUUGUGCCAACAAAUCUUCGUCCGCUUUUCGUUCUCACUCAACGCCAUUUUUCUUCAGUGAAUCGAAGUACGCUGCUGACGGUCUUGAAAACAAAUACAUGUUCUCACCCAUGUUAUAAUCGCUCUACGCCACCGUUGGUAGGUAUCUGCUAUUUUGCUGCCGGUGUAAAGGCCGCCCGCUUUAUCUGGUGAAGUCUCUGUGUAGUUAUCUUUGAACAAUCUGCAAAUGAUGAGUAUAAUCGUACAAUAA
Molecule: messenger RNA, 2468 nt
Organism: Malus domestica (apple)
Lineage: Eukaryota; Viridiplantae; Streptophyta; Magnoliopsida; Rosales; Rosaceae
Product: pentatricopeptide repeat-containing protein At5g59600
Molecular function (GO): protein binding
Source: RefSeq, a predicted model, not a curated record